Messenger RNA from Puntigrus tetrazona (Sumatra barb), 1873 nucleotides. Its product is annotated as putative C-type lectin domain family 20 member A. The coding region runs from base 141 to 1121 and encodes 326 amino acids. The record is from RefSeq and is a predicted model, not a curated record. Lineage: Eukaryota; Metazoa; Chordata; Actinopteri; Cypriniformes; Cyprinidae. The transcript has 6 exons.
UAAAGACACGACACACUUUGCAUACAUGACUGUAAAAUACCCUUCUUAACCUAACAAACCCAUUUAAAGAGCACCGGAUUGAGAAGUUCAGAAACAUCUCGGGAGCUCAUCGUCACUGAAGUGACAAAAAAGCCAAAGUGAUGGACAAUAUUUUUCUCCAUCUGCUCUUUUUUGCAGGACUGCAGUCUUUAACUCUUUGUGUACAACCAGAGUAUAUACUGAUCAAGCAGCUCAAAACAUGGAGUGCUGCACAGAAUUACUGCAGGACAAACCAUCUUGACCUGGCCACCGUUCAGAGUAACGAAAACUGGACACGUCUGCAAGAAGCAGCAAGAGAACAAUCCUUUUCUGAAUUCGCUUGGUUUGGACUGUACAACGAUAUCAACGGCUGGCGCUGGUCCUACAACGAAGAGAGUCUGGUGUUCAAGUCCUGGGCUGUAGGUCAGCCUGAUAACUACGGAGCAGGAGAGGAGUGUGUCGGGAUAUUUAAUACCGGAGCCUGGUGGGAUUUGGCCUGUACCGACUUCAGAUAUUUUGUGUGUUACGAUGGAAGUGCAAACGCAACAGAGAAACUGGUUUUGAGCAAAACGCAAAAGCCAUGGGCUGAUGCUCAGAAGUACUGCAGAGAUCAUUACACAGACCUGGUUACCAUUAGGAGUCAAGCCGACCAGAACAACAUAACCAGCUUGAUUAAGAUAUUGUCCCCUGCCGUCUGGAUCGGUCUGUACAGAGAGACCUGGAAGUGGUCGGAUCAGUCUAAUGUCACUUCCUCGACACAACGUGAUAUUCAAGGAUUUACUCGGGGGAAUGAAAACUGUGCUGGUUUAAAUAUUUAUUACCGUUCAGUUGACGAUAGAUACUGCACAUGGGAGUACUACUUUUACUGUACAACCGUGAGGAAGAACAGGAAGGUGAUCCGAGUGCAGGUGAAAGGUGCUGAGAACAUGGAUGAAGCUAAACUGAAGACACUCGUCUUAAACAAGUUACAGCAGACGCUGAGAGAUGAGGACGUCUCAGUGAUGUGGAGGACACAACCCAACGGGAAAGUCUUCCAGGAGAUCAACACUGUGCAGAAACGUAAAGAAGUCAACACUACUGCUGUUUGUUCUUGGUUGGAGUGAAAUUUUAAGUAAAUUAUUGGAGUUUAUUCUUAGUUACAUAUCUGCAUUACUUUAUUAGAUUAACAAUUUAUAAUAGCCUAACAUCUUAAAUGCUUACGUCUAUUUAUUUUGCGUUUUUUAUUUAUUUUUUAUUUUAUUUAAUCAACAGAUAUUAAUGCCUAAAUAUGAACCAGCAUGUUUUACAACCGCGAUUUUACUGCUUCUUUCAAAACAGAAUAAACGAGACCUUUGAGAAGAUAUAAAUAAAUGCGGUUGAUCUGUAAAAAGCUGUAAUAAAACACACAACUUUAACUCAGUCAGUACUGCUGCUUCAAACCCCCACAGCACACGUGAUGACCCUGUGCCGGGUCUGUUCAGGUGGAGGCUUUCUCAAAUACCACAGACACCAGCCAGGUACAUGAAUGUUGAGAAGCAAGCUCAUUGGCCGCCGCUACAGAAGAGAGCCAAUCAGCUGUGCCGUGUGAUCAUGAUGUCACUACAUUAGAUCACGGGAGGCUGACAAAUGGGCAGUAAUUAAAAAAGGAAAAGAAAUGCACACAUUAAUGUAGUGUGACGUCUGACCUCUGGAAAAAUAUAAAGGGUGACUAACUUUAUCAGUUCUUUCCCUGCUUUUUGUGCCAUACAUUUAGUUUCCGUCUAUGGUGUGACAUAUAACAAAAAUGAUUCUUUUAGUUUAGUUUGACAGCAGCUGUGUGUAGAGCCACUUUAGUUUUUCUAGUCUAGUUUUCCCAUGUUCUGAUUUUUCAGAUGAA